This is a messenger RNA of Aethina tumida (small hive beetle), 3205 nucleotides long. It is a transcript of the gene AlaRS, whose product is annotated as alanine--tRNA ligase, cytoplasmic. Gene Ontology annotation, cellular component: mitochondrion; cytoplasm. Gene Ontology annotation, molecular function: alanine-tRNA ligase activity; amino acid binding; aminoacyl-tRNA deacylase activity. NCBI's taxonomy places the organism in Eukaryota, Metazoa, Arthropoda, Insecta, Coleoptera, Nitidulidae. Gene Ontology annotation, biological process: tRNA modification; alanyl-tRNA aminoacylation. Bases 172 to 3072 code for a protein of 966 amino acids. The transcript has 4 exons. The record is from RefSeq and is a predicted model, not a curated record.
UUUAAAAACAUGGGUACGGUCCUGUCAGAGGUGAGAGGAGCACUUGCUCUACUUUUUACGUCAGUUUCCUAACCUUUUCAAAAUACCACCUCAAGAGAAAUUCCAGCUGGGCUUAAGACUUGGAGUCUGAACUUAUUUACUACUACGGCGUACAAAAGAUAAUCGGCGAAGAUGAACACUCAAAUGACUGCAAACGAGGUGCGUAACGCGUACAUAGAUUUUUUUAAAGAAAAACAACAUGUGUAUGUGCACUCAUCUUCAACAAUUCCUCUGGAUGACCCAACAUUGCUGUUCACCAAUGCUGGUAUGAACCAAUACAAGCCCAUUUUUUUGGGCACCGUUGAUCCCAACAGUGACUUGGCUAAGAUCACCAGGGCUGUGAACUCCCAGAAGUGCAUAAGAGCUGGAGGCAAACACAAUGAUCUUGAUGAUGUGGGCAAGGAUGUUUACCAUCACACUUUCUUUGAGAUGAUGGGCAACUGGUCCUUCGGAGAUUAUUUCAAGAAGGAGAUUUGUGCAUGGGCUUGGGAGUUGUUGACUGACAGGCUUAAGUUGCCAGCUGAAAGAUUGUAUGUCACUUAUUUUGGUGGUGACACAGCUGCCGGUUUGGAACCAGACAAUGAAUGUAAACAGAUAUGGUUGGAUCUGGGCGUCCCAGCAAACCAUGUGAUCCCAGGCAACAUGAAGGACAACUUCUGGGAAAUGGGUGAGACAGGGCCAUGCGGUCCUUGCUCCGAGCUCCACUUUGACCGAAUUGGUGGUCGAGACGUGCCUGAACUCGUUAAUCAAGACGACCCAGACGUGUUGGAAAUCUGGAACCUGGUGUUCAUCCAGUUCAACAGAGAAACAGAUGGUUCCCUGAGGCCACUACCCAAGAAACACAUUGAUUGUGGCUUAGGAUUGGAACGUUUGGUGUCGGUUAUACAGAACAAGAGGUCGAACUACGAUACGGACUUGUUCACACCAUUGUUCGAGGCUAUUCAAAAGGGUACGGGAGCUCCUGCCUAUCAGGGACGCGUGGGCAGUGAUGAUGUUGACGGCGUUGACAUGGCUUACAGAGUUUUGGCCGAUCACGCUAGAACCAUCACCAUCGCACUCUCAGACGGUGGUAAUCCAGACAACACUGGAAGAGGAUAUGUAUUGCGUCGUAUUUUGAGAAGAGCAGUAAGGUACGCAACAGAAAAACUAAACGCCAAACCCGGUUUCUUCGCCACUUUGGUGCACACAGUUGGUCAAAUCUUGGGCGACAUCUUCCCGGAAAUCCGCAAGGAUCCGCAAAGCAUAAUCGACACCAUCAAUGAAGAAGAGGAUCAGUUCUUGAAAACACUGUCAAGAGGUCGUAAUUUACUGAACAGAACCAUUACAAAGCUGGGCGACUCCAAAACAUUACCCGGCGACGUUGCCUGGAGAUUGUACGACACUUAUGGUUUCCCCGUGGAUUUGACCCAGCUUAUGGCUGAGGAAAAAGGAUUGAACGUCAACAUGGAUGCUUACGAGGAGUCUAAGAAGCAAGCCCAACUAGCUUCGCAAGGCAAAGGCGCAGGAGUGGAAGACACCAUUAACUUGGAUGUGCACUCAAUCACUGAGUUGCAAAACAAAGGUGUGCCACCCACUGAUGACUCCCCCAAAUACGACUAUGAAGCCGAAUCUGACGUAAACGUUGAGUACAAGUUCAAGACCUGUGAAGCAACAGUUAUUGGUCUGAGAUACAACAAACAGUUCGUAGACGAAGUACAAACCGGACAGGAAUGCGGCGUACUCUUGGACAGGACCAACUUCUACGCUGAACAGGGUGGUCAGAUCUACGACACCGGAUACAUCAACAAAGUGGGCGACGAAAGCGUCGAAUUCUCAGUUAAAAAUGUACAAGUUAGAGGUGGCUACGUCAUCCACAUCGGCAGCAUCGAAGGCUCCCUUAGAAAAGGCGACAAGGUGAUCCUCCACAUCGACACCUCAAGGCGACGCCUGGUUAUGAACAACCACACUGGCACCCACAUCCUCAAUUACGGACUGAGGAAAGUGUUGGGCACUGAUGCCGACCAAAGAGGCUCUCUAGUUGCCCCCGACCGUUUGAGAUUCGAUUUCACCAACAAAGGCGCAUUGACUGCUGAACAGGUCAAAAACGUUGAGGCUGCUUCCAAGGAAUUGAUCUCUAGAAACAAUGAAGUUUUUGCCAAAGAAUCCAAUUUGGGUGUAGCAAAAACUAUUAGGGGUUUGCGUGCUGUUUUCGAAGAGACCUACCCUGACCCUGUUAGGAUUGUAUCUGUUGGUAUUCCCAUAGACAAAUUGGAGGCUGAUCCCUUUGGACCAGCUGGUGAUGACACCUCCAUUGAAUUUUGUGGUGGUACUCACUUAAGAUAUGCUGGGCAUAUUGGAGACUUUGUUAUUGCCAGCGAAGAAGCUAUCGCUAAAGGUAUUAGAAGGAUAGUUGCCUUGACUGGACCUGAAGCUACAAAAGCCAUAAAGAAAAACGAACUGUUGGAGAAUAGACUGAACGAAAUCAAAUCGUCAAUUGAUGCCGACAAAGACGGCGCCAAAUCAAAGGAAAUUGUUAAAAAAAUCGUGGAACUAACAGAGGAAGUAUCUCACGCCACCAUUCCCUACUGGAAGAAGGAAGAGAUCAGAAACUCACUGAAGACUCUAAAGAAGAAUCUGGACGAUAAAGAUCGUGCUGCUAAAGCAGCUGUGGCCAACAAAGUGGUCGACGAAAUUAAGGAAUUCGUCAAAGCUAAUCCUAAUCUGCCAAUCCUGGUUAAAGAAUUGAAAGCAUUCAACAACACUAAAGCUCUCGACACUGCUUUGAAACAAGUGCGAUCACUGAGCCCCAACACUUCUGCCCUUUUCGUCACCGUGGACCAAGAUUCUAAUAAAAUGUUCUGUCUGUCGUCAGUUCCCAAAGAAGCCAUCGAAAAGGGCUUGAAAGCUAACGAAUGGGUACAAGCUGUGGCAGCCAAAUUGGGUGGCAAAGGAGGUGGAAAACCUGAUUCUGCACAAGCUUCUGGCGCUAACACCGCCGACGUUAACGAUAUUUUAGAUUUGGCAAAGAAAUUUGCGGAUACUAAGUUGGCUUAAAGAGUUGCCUUAAUUUUGUUUUUACCAGUGGAUAUCCGGUUGAAUUAUAUAAGGUCAAAAUGUUAUUAAUUAUAAGCUAUUUUAAAUUUGUAUUUAUUUAUAGCUGCAAUAAAAUCUUUUUAUAUAUGAAUAA